Lacerta agilis (Sand lizard) is the source of this 2151-nucleotide messenger RNA. RefSeq names its product ankyrin repeat and SOCS box containing 2 (gene ASB2). The transcript has 7 exons. The coding region runs from base 338 to 1711 and encodes 457 amino acids. Gene Ontology annotation, biological process: intracellular signal transduction. Lineage: Eukaryota; Metazoa; Chordata; Lepidosauria; Squamata; Lacertidae. The record is from RefSeq and is a predicted model, not a curated record. Gene Ontology annotation, cellular component: nucleus; cytoplasm. Gene Ontology annotation, molecular function: protein binding.
GAUUAUAAUGCUGCAGGGAGAAAACUGGAGAGGGGAACAAGUCGCUUUGCCACAGACUUCACACAGGAAAUCUGAGAUUCAGAGCAACUUAUAUUUUGGCUUGUAAUCGUCGAUCAUGGGGUGAUCCAGAAAUAAACUCCGCACUUCAAAGAGGGAGAGAGUUCAGAGCUGCUCUGCAGUUUAUCAACACACAGAGACGGGAGAGAGAUGCACCCGAAAGGGGAUUUUCUGAAUUAAGAGUUCACCAAGGAAAAUCACUUUGGGGUAAACUUUGUUAGCUACAGAAGCUAUAAGGUGUUUGGAGCCAUCUCUUUCCGACUUAACAGGGAAGCGGAAGAUGGCGACACAGGUCACGGUGGCCAGGAAUUCGCAGGCGGGAGCUCUAGGACAUGAGGACUACAGCCUCUAUAGCAGUAUGAGCGAAGAUGAGCUCAUUCAGUUGGCCAUCGAGCAAAGCCUGACGGAAGACCCUGCAGAGCAAACAACUACACAGAAGACAACCACGCCGACCCACAACGACCCUAACUGCCAUAAUUUCUAUCUUUACCCUUGGCAAAGCUCAGCCUCCUGCAAGCAUUGUCCACAGCUGCGCUGGGAGACGCGUGCACGAACAAAUACUAGAAAUAUGCUGUUGAUUUCCAGAUGUUCCAAAAGUGAGCCUUGCUUUAUAUUUCUUUCAUUUGCAGGUGCUGACAUCAAUACCCAGGCCAGUGACAAAGCGUCUGCCCUUUUUGAAGCUUGUAAAAAUGGACAUGAUGAGAUUGUAGAGUUUCUCUUGUCCCAAGGAGCCGAUGCUAACAAAACCAACAAGAAUGGCCUCUUGCCUAUUCACGUGGCCUCCAAAAGAGGCUAUUAUGAGAUUGUGAAAAUGCUGCUCCCGGUCACCAGCCGCACUAGAACCAAACGCAGUGGAAUCAGCCCUCUGCAUUUGGCAGCUGAAUGCAACCGUGACGAUGUCUUGGAAGAGCUGGUUGAGGCUGGCUUUGACGUGAAUUUCACUCUCUCUCCUGAGCGCUCGCGGCUCUACGAGGACAGGCGCACCACUGUCCUCUACUUCUCAGUUUUUAACAACAACGUUGAAGCUGCUCAGCUGCUGCUUGAGGCUGGGGCCAAUCCCAAUGUCGACCUCAUCAACCCCCUGCUCAUCUCCAUCCGCCAUGGCUGCAUGAAGAUGAUGAAGCUGCUUAUUGACUAUGGAGCCAAUAUUGAUGCCUACGUGGCUUCCCAUCCAACGACCUUCCCUGCUACCAUCAUGUUCUCGAUGAAGUAUCUUGCUCUGCUGAAAUUUUUGAUGGAUCUAGGCUGCGAUGCCAUCUCCUGCUUUAAAUGUCAGUAUGGGUGUGGCCCUCAUCCUCCCAUUGAGGCUAAGAGAGACAGGUAUCAUGAUCCCCAGGUGAAUAAAGAGCAGAGCAUUGUACAGUUUUGUGAAAUGGUAUCAACUCCAGAAAUGUGUCGUUGGGCUGGGCCUAUUAUCGAUGUUCUUCUGGAUUAUGUGGGCAAUGUGCAACUUUGUUCCCGGCUCAAGGAGCACAUUGACAGUUAUGAAGACUGGGCUAACAUUAAAUACAAAGCAGAGCCACCAAGGCCACUUGCUCACCUCUGCCGGAUCAAAAUUCGAAGUCUGAUUGGGAAGAGCCGUAUUUCUCUUAUUGACACUUUGCCUCUUCCAGGGAGACUGAUGCGCUAUUUACAAUAUGAUUAUACUCGCUGACCUAAGGUGAACUUGGCAGUCAAUCAUUUCCUAGAGUGACAGCCACAAGAUGGAGACAGACUGAGAUAAUGGAAGAAAAGGCCGGCUUUGCUAUGUAAGAAGGAAAAAGGAUAUCGGAAAAUCAGAAUUGCAGAAAAGGCAAAUCCAACAGUAUAAAUAAGUAUAGGAAAUAAGUGAAGAAGUUGGGAUAAAAGACACUGGUAGCACAUGGCAAGAAAGUGCUAUGCUAUUUUGUAGAGAGAAACAUUAAGAUUUCUAAACACCUCAGUAUCACAUGUAAGGAGAAUAUGAAAGAGUUCACAAGAAGCAAGCAAUCUCUAAGUAUGCUCUCUCACACAGACAAAUGUAAUGUAUAAACCAGAUGAUCCCACACAAUUUUAAUAAAUGUAGUGGCAUUUUAUUUUGUUUUUGCACCUGUGGCAAUCACAUGAAUUAUUGUC